GCGACAACGGCAACAUGGCUCUGAACGGUGAUGGUCCCUGUGCCCUUCUUUCCCCAGAAGUGGACGAUUUCUCCUGGGAGCCUCCGACCGAAGCGGAAACGAAGGUGCUGCAAGCUCGACGGGAGAGGCAGAAUCGCAUCUCGGCGCUCAUGGGCGACUACCUGCUGCGUGGUUACCGCAUGCUGGGCGAGACGUGCGCGGACUGCGGGACGAUCCUUCUCCAAAACAAACAGCGGCAAGUCUACUGCGUGGCUUGUCAGGAGCUCGAUUCAGACGUGGAUAAAGAUAACCCGGCUCUGAAUGCCCAGGCUGCCCUCUCCCAAGCUCGGGAGCACCAACUUGCCUCUGCCUUGGAGAUCCCUGCAGGCCCUCGGCCCACCCCUCAGCCCCCAGUACCCCGUCCAGAGCACUGUGAGGGAGCUGCAGCAGGGCUCAAAGCAGCCCAGGGGCCACGCCUUCCAGCUGUGCCUCCAAAUGCAGGUGUUGUGGUCAGUACACAGGAGGCCCUCCUGCAGAAGCUGACCUGGGCCUCAGCUGAAUUGGGCUCUAGCAAUUCCCUGGAGACUAGCAUCCAACUGUGUAGCCUUAUACGGGCUUGUGCUGAAGCCCUGCACAGCGUGCAGCAACUGCAACACUAAGAGAUGCCUCCCUUGAGAAAAACCC
Molecule: messenger RNA, 663 nt
Organism: Molossus molossus (Pallas's mastiff bat)
Lineage: Eukaryota; Metazoa; Chordata; Mammalia; Chiroptera; Molossidae
Gene: ZNRD2
Product: zinc ribbon domain containing 2
Exons: 4
Coding region: 15-638 (207 amino acids)
Source: RefSeq, a predicted model, not a curated record